Messenger RNA from Helianthus annuus (common sunflower), 8017 nucleotides. Its product is annotated as protein SABRE-like. The transcript has 21 exons. The record is from RefSeq and is a predicted model, not a curated record. NCBI's taxonomy places the organism in Eukaryota, Viridiplantae, Streptophyta, Magnoliopsida, Asterales, Asteraceae. The coding region runs from base 175 to 7779 and encodes 2534 amino acids.
UCUCCAAUUCCACCACAAUCAAUCUUGGUUUACCUUAACGCAUCUGCAUCUGCUUCAUCUCUCCAAUUCCAAUUCCAUGUUGUUUCUGUUCCGGUGGAAUUGAAUUAAUGUACAACAACAAGAAGAAGAGGCUUUUGCAGAUAUAGGAAGGAAGGACAGGAUUUUUUUUAUUUUAUGUCUCCGGUCAAAUUCCUGUUCACGUUCCUCUUCGUAGCACUCGCUUUAUGGCUCUUCUUAUUAUUGGUUUCGAAGUUAGCGGCUUUGUUUUUGAGCCGGGUCCUGAAAGCAUCUGUGGGGUUUAGACUUUGCGGCUUCAGACGCUUGAAGGAUGUUAGGAUCGACUUCCAAAGGGGGGGUGUUGAAUCUGUUUCGGUUGGUGAAAUCAAACUUUGCCUACAGCAAUCCUUGGUUCAACUAGUAGGAGGAGGUGAUUUUAUUUCUAAGGACCCGAAACUGCAGCUGCGUAUUAGCAACUUAGAAGUUGUUACAAGAGUUUCUGCCAAAAGUUCUAAAAAGACUACACCACGCAAACCGAAAAAGAGUUCUGGCAGUAAGCCAGGGAAAGGAAAGGUGAUGGCUGUCGCUAACAUGGCGAGAUUUUUGUCUCUUUCUAUUCGAGACUUGGUCGUCAAGACACCGAAAGCUACUGUCGAAAUUAAAGAAUUGGGGGUAGAUAUGUCUAAAGAUCAAGGUUCCAAGCCCUCUAUGUAUUUGAAGUUGCAAAUUUUGCCUAUAGCUAUCCAUCUGGGAGAACCACAUGUUACUGCAGGGGAUGCAUCCACAAUAGACAAGUCCUCUGCUCACUUUGUUUGUGAAGAAUUUGGUCUCUUGUUUGAGUUUGCUUCUCACAGAGAAAUGGGCGUGAGUGCUAAAAACGUUGAUAUAUCUUUGGGAGAAAUUAGCGUAGACUUAAAUGAGGAUCUGAUUUCCAAAAAGAAGAAACCAUCCGACACUCAUGUUGAUGAACCUCCUGUACAGCCGCCUGCCACUGAAUCCGACAUUAUUGCUAAAAAGGAACAAAAGAAACAAGCUACACUUGCAGCCAUCACGAAGAACGCACCUUUCUUCCCUGAAAAGUUUUCGCUCACUCUGCCAAAGUUAGAUGUAAAGUUUGUACAUAAAGAGCACUGUGUUGUAAUGGAGAACAACAUUACAGCCGUCCAAUUCAAGAUCAUAAAGUCUCGAUCCUUUGAGGAUGAAAGCACACGUAUCGAUCUUCAAUUAGAUUUCAGUGAGAUUCAUAUUCUUAAAGAAGGUGGAAGUUCUGUUAUUAAUUUACACAAGCUUGCUGUUCUUUCAUUCGUUUAUAUUCCAUUACAGCCUACAUCGCCUAUAAAGUCUGAAAUCGACAUUAAGCUCGGAGGCACACAUUGCAACAUAAUUAUGGCAAGAUUAAAGCCAUUGAUGAAAUUGCGCCCCCCAAAGAAGAAUAAGACACCGCAAAAAGAAGAAAGUGGACGUCCAGUAAAAGUCCAGUCGGGUGAUGAUGAAUUUAAGGUCCUUGUGUGGACAUUCACUUUUUCAGCCCCGGAGACAACCAUCGCACUUGUUAAUAUGGAUGGAUUGCUGCUUUAUCAUGGUUGCUUGGAGGCUUCACAUGUCUUUGCCAACAACACAUCUAACACAGGAGGCACUCUAGUUCACUUGGAACUGGGUGAUUUAAGCUGGCAAAUGGCUGAUGAAUUUCAAGAGUCUUUGAAAUCAAGCUUCUUUGUGGUGGAAACAAACACGGAUGCAGUGUUGCAUGUAUCAAAGAUCAUUCUGGAAUUCGGCAAAAAGGAAGUAGAUUCAGUUCAACAAGUAGCAGUACUCUCUGUGGAUGUAAUCGGUAUUGGUAUGUGCUUAACAUUCACACGUGUCCAGUCCUUAUUAUCUACCGCUUUAUGGUUCAAGACAUUCUUAAAGAAGCCCCCCCAAUCUGCUCCACCACCUCCUGUUAAAAGUGAAGCGGUUAAAUCAUCAUCAUCAUCAUCAUCGGGGAAAGGGAUCCAGCUGGUAAAAUUCAAUCUCCAACGGUGUUCAGUAAAUCUAUGUGGUGACGUAACUCUGGAUAAUGAAAUUGUGGAGGAUCCCAAGCGUGUAAAUUAUGGAUCACAAGGUGGUCGCGUUCUUAUCACUGAAUUACCUGAUGGAACUCUACGUACGGCAAAAGUAGCGUCGGCCACUGAAUACAAAACAGUUACGUGUUCCGUCGGACUAGAGAUCAUCCAGCUGAGUUUGUCUCUGAACAAGGAGAAACAGUCAACUCAAGUGGAGCUUGAAAGAGUCACGUCAGCAUACCGUGAGAUUACUACAAAAGAUGGCGAAGACACGUGCAGCCUAAAUGUGGCUUUGUUUGACAUGCAGAAAGCAAAGUUUGUAAAGCGAGCUGGCGGGGGGCAUAAAGAGGUAUCAUCCAUUUGCUCGCUUUUCAGUGCGACUACCAUCACCGCCAGGUGGGAGCCGGAUGUUCAUUUAGCAUUGGUUGAACUCGGGUUGCGGUUGAAGCUCCUCAUGCACAAUCAUAAGCUUCAAGAACAAGAACAAGAACAAGAGAUCACAAAGGAUCGUGAAAGACCCUCGGUGGUCGAAAAGAGCCAAAAGAAAAAGAAAGAAUCUCUUUUUGCUAUUGAUGUGGAGAUGCUUACUGUCACUGCUGAAGCUGGAGAUGGUGUCGAGACCAUGAUUCAGGUUCAGUCCAUUUUUUCUGAAAAUGCACGAAUUGGUGUGCUUUUGGAGGGAUUGUUGUUUAGUUUCAAUUCAGUGAGAGUUUUCAAAAGUGGUAGAAUGCAACUUUCUCGAAUCCCCAAUGGAUCCGUCAAAUGGGAUUAUGUGAUUCAAGGUCUCGAUAUGCAUAUUUGCUUGCCGUUUAGGUUGCAGUUGCGUGCUAUUGACGAUUCUGUUGAGGAAAUGAUCCGAGCGUUAAAGCUUGUUGCAGCAGCUAAAAAGAAAAUAUUAUUUCCUUUCAAGAAAGAAAGUGAGAAGAGUACGGGUGCAAACACAAACGCGAAAAAACCAAGCUCGUCAAAGCUUGGGCGUGUGAAGUUGUAUGUAAGGAAACUAACCGUUGAAAUUGAGGAAGAACCGUUACAAGGGUGGCUUGAUGAACACUAUCAUUUAAGGAAGAAGGAUGCUCAUGAAAUGGCUGUUCGAUUAAGCUUUCUAGAUAAUUUAUCGAAAGGGAGCGAAUCACCUGAAAGUGUAGAUGAAGAAAAAAUGCAAACAGAUGGGGGGCAAGAUAAGACGUCACGUGUCACUUAUGACGCAUCAACCAUUGAAAAACAAAAGGAGGAGCUUUAUAAAAAAUCAUUUCGGUCUUAUUACGAAGCGUGUCAAAAUCUUGUGAUUUCAGAAGGAACGGGUGCAUGUCACGAAGGAUUUGAGUCGGGGUUUAAGUUUAGUGCAUCAAGAACGUCUCUUUUCUCAAUCAUUGGUACAGCCCUUGAUGUAACGUUGACAGCAAUUGAAGGUGGGGAGGCGGGGAUGAUAGAACUAGUACAAAAACUUGAUCCAGUUGCUCGUGAAUGUAAUGUUCCAUUUGCUCGUGUUUAUGGAAGUAACCUUAAUUUGCAGGCAGGAUCUCUUGUUGUUCAAUUAAGAGACUAUUCAUAUCCCCUUUUUGCCGCAACUUCUGGUAAAUGUGAAGGUCGCCUCGUGCUAGCUCAACAGGCAACACCUUUUCAGCCGCAAACUCUGCAUGAAGUGUAUAUCGGUAAAUGGAGGAAAGUGGAAAUGUAUCGUUCUGUUAGCGGGACAACGCCACCAAUGAAAACAUUUCUGGAUUUACCAUUGCAUUUUGAGAAAGGUGAGGUAUCCUUUGGUGUGGGCUUUGAACCACCAUUAGCUGAUUUGAGCUAUGCCUUCACUGUGGCUUUACGUAGGGCCAAAUUAAGUGUUAGAGACCCGAAUCCUUUCAUUAUUCCCCCAAAGAAAGAAAAAAGUUUGCCAUGGUGGGACGAAAUGAGAAAUUAUAUUCAUGGAAACACAACCUUAUCUUUCUCUCAAACCUUAUUUAAUAUUCUCGCCACAACUGAUCCUUAUGAAAAGUCUGAUAAGUUCCAAAUGUCUUCUGGAUACAUGGAAAUCCAACAGUCAGAUGGGCGUAUUAAUGCUUCCGCAAAAGACUUGAAGAUAUUUACAAGCAGUUUAGAGAAUUUGCUAAGAAAUUCAACCACCAAACCGCCAGCUGGCGAACCGUGCGCUUUCGUAGUGGCCCCGUCUAUUUUUCUUGAAGUUGCAAUGGACUGGGGUUGUGAUUCUGGUACCCCACUUAACCAUUUUUUGUUUGCGCUUCCGUCUGAAGGUGUUGCUCGUGAAUAUAUAUAUGAUCCUUUUAGAUCUACUUCACUCUCCAUGCGGGUAAAUAUGGCCCUUAGGCCUUGUACAAUAAAUGUUGCUCCUCAUGAUAUUGUUUGGCUUAUAAAGUUCAUUAACUUAAAUUACCUCCCUCCUGUAAAAUUACGUUUUUUCUCUCGUUACCCGCGUUUUGGUGUCCCAAGAGUUGCGAGAUCUGGCAACCUGUCAUUAGACAAAGUGAUGACAGAAUUUAUGCUUCGUGUUGAUUCAACUCCAACCAUUAUAAGGCAUAUAUCGUUAGACGAAAGUGAUCCAGCUAAAGGGUUGACUUUCAAAAUGUCAAAGCUAAAAUCCGAAAUGUAUUUGGGUCGUGGAAAGCAAAAGUUUACAUUUGAUAGCCCACGUGAUCUUCUCGUUCCUGUUUACCAGGGGAUUGAUCUUCAUAUGCCUAAGGUAUUUCUGAAUAAAGAUGAUACCACAUGUGUUAUUAAAGUUCAAACAUCUAAAAAAGCCUCACAAGAUGGAGAAAUAUGUAGUAGUAAUGCAACUGGAACCACAGAUAGACAUCGGGAUGACGGGUUUAUAUUAUCAUCCGAUUAUUUUAUUGUCAGAAAACAAUCCCCCAAGGCAGAUUGUUCUAGAUUAUUAGCAUGGAGAGAAGCUUGCCAAAAAAGUAUAGAAAUGAAAUAUGUGGCAGCUGGAGACGAUAAUGAUGAAGACGCACGAGAAAGAUCAGACCCUAGCGAUGAUGACGGAUAUAACGUGGUGGUAGCGGAUAAUUGUCAACGGAUUUUUGUUUAUGGAUUGAAGCUUCUUUUGACUAUUGAAAACAAAAACGGUAUUUUGUCAUGGGGUGGUGAGUUAGGUAAAGCGGUUGCGCCACCAAAACCCUCUCCUUCUCGUCAAUAUGCCCAAAGGAAACUGCUUGAGGAGACCCAGGAUCAACCCAUUCAAGAGGAUGUCUCAAAGACGACACCUACUGGUCAAGCAGGAAGUCCGAAGGAAGCAUCAAAGUCAGAUCAGUCUCCAUCAAAUCCAAAUAAAGUAGAGCAUCAAACGUUUGAAGAUAUGGCAAAACAUGUGAAUGUUGAUGGCUCUGAGGAGGACGAGGAGGGCACAUGUAAUUUUAUGGUAAAUGUUAUUGAGCCGCAAUUCAAUCUUCACUCGGAUGAAGCCAAUGGUAGAUUUUUACUUGCUGCUGCUAGUGGGCGAGUUUUAUCUCGCGAAUUUCAUAAAGUUGUUAAUGUUGGCAUAGAGGUGAUCGAACAAGCAGUGAGCAAUGAAGGGGACAUUAAGCAACCUGAAUUGAUAUGGAACCGGUCAGAGGUGUCGGUGAUGUUGGAACAUGUGCAGGCUCACGUGGCUCCGACUGAUGUUGACCCUGGGGCGGGGGUCCAGUGGCUAACAAAGAUACGUAAAAGCUCCCCUAAAGUAAAGCAGCGAACUGGAACUUUACUUGAACAAGUGUUCAUGCCAUGUGACAUGUUCUGCCGUUACACCCAGAACAAAAGUGAAACUCAGGAUUUAAAGGUAAAACCUUUGAAGGAACUUGCAUUUAAUUCUGAUAAUAUAAUAGCGAGCAUGACGUCUCGCCAGUUUCAAGUUAUUAAUGAUGCCUUUAACAGUCUACAGGCCAGACCUCCCAAGCAUCAGAAAAGCAAAGCAGCAGCAGAAGAUGAUGAUGAAGAGAUAGAGGAGGAAGGUGAUGAGGCGGUUCCUGAUGGCGUUGAAGAGGUAGAUAUAGAACGAGUCAACCUUGAACACAAGGAACGAGCCCAAAACUUGCUUUAUGAUGAUAUACGGAAGCUUGCUAUUCCUACUGAUACUGCUGUAGAUGCAGUCGAAAAUGAAGGUGAUAUGUGGAUGGUAACUGCUGGCAGAUCCAUACUGGUGCAAAAACUUAGGAAAGAAGUGGUAAAUGCACAAAAAGCGAGAAAGGCUGCGGCUGCUUCUUUGAAGGUGGUUUUGAGGAAAGCUGCUGCAGAAAGGCUAAUGGAGAAAGAGAAGAAUAAAGGGCCGUCGUGUGCUAUGAGCGUAUCCUUCAAAUUGAAAAAGGUGGCAUGGAGCAUGCUUUUGGAUGGGAAAACUAUUUCCGAGAUCGAGAUAAAUGACAUGGAAAGGGAUUUCGAUAGAGAUUAUAAAGAUAUUGGUGUUGCUAGAUUCACAAUAAAGUAUUGUGCUAUAAAAAACUGCCUGCCUAAUGCUAAAUCUGACACUCUUCUGGCAGCAUGGAAUCCACCUUCAGAAUGGGGAAAGAAAGUGAUGAUUCGAGUAGACGCAAAACUAGGUGCGCCAAAGGAUGGUGCCUCACCUAUCGAACUUUUUCAGGCAGACGUUUACCCGUUGAAAAUACAUUUGACUGAGUCGAUGUACCGUGUGAUCUGGGGAUAUUUCUUUCCAGAGGAGGAACAAGAUAGCCACCGGCGCCAGGAAGUUUGGAAGGUCUCAACAACCGCGGGCUUACGUCGUGGCAAAAAAGGGAACGAGGUUACAAAAGAUCUAGAGGGCUCCUCCAAAUCACACACGGUUGAUUCCUCGGCAUCAAAGAAAGGGAAAGCAACACACGAGUUGAAAAGAAGUUCGUCUUUCGAUAAAACAUGGGAAGAAAGCGUAGCGGAAUCCGUAGCUAAUGAGCUUCUAGAAGAAAUGCGUUCUCUAGAGCAGGAAGAACUGAGUAAACCUAAAUCCAAGGAUUCAAAAUCGGCAAAAUCUUCAAAAAAUUCAAAAGCUUCUAAAACGGGUCAAGAAGAAAAGAAGUCCGGAAAACAACCAAGUCAUGACAAAAAAGGCAAGCCUGAGGUGUUGAGAGAGUUUCAUAACAUCAAGAUAAGUCAGGUGGAAUUACUAGUGACUUACGAAGGGCCUAGAUUUGCUGUAAGUGAUCUGAGGCUGCUGAUGGAUUCAUUCCAUCGUGUUGAAUUCACCGGAACUUGGAAGAAGCUGUUUGCCAGAGUUCAGAAGCAUGUUAUCUGGAGUGUCCUCAAGUCGGUCACGGGAAUGCAGGGUAAGAAGUUCAAAGAUAAGUCAACGCACAAAGAACCGAAUCUGGCAAAUGUCCCUACCCUUGAUCAGGACAGCGAGGGUGAUGAUAAUCUUGGUUUGAGGCGAGCGGCUGAUGGUGCAGGGGAUGGAUUUGUGACCUCGGUCAGAGGAUUAUUCUCUGGACAACGGCGUAAGGCCAAGGCCUUUGUGCUUAGGACCAUGAGAAAUGAAGGAGAAGAGCCAAUGCCUGGUGAAUGGAGUGAUAAUGAAGAUUAUUCUCCUUUCGCUAGACAGCUCACCAUAACAAAGACUAAGCAGCUUAUUAAACGCCACACCAAAAAGUUUUACUCAAGCAAAGGUUUUUCUCUAUCUUCACCAAAAGACGAUGAAAGUGAUUCUUCGGAUGGUGAUCCUUUCGAGGAUUACCUUGAGUACAAGGCUGCCCAAGAGAAAGCUACCCAAGAAACUACUGCCCAAGAAAACGUUCACGUCGAGGCCCAAAACAAACCUGAAAAUCAAUGAUAGUUUUUUUUUUUUCGUGAUUUAGAAUCCAUGGCAAGGCUCAGUUUUUGUUCAAGGAAACCGGUUCGAUGAACCAUAUGUAGAUAUAGAAGCAGGUUGUAGCUUCUUUAUAUACUGUUUUAUUGCAAUUUUGAUCCUUUUAUGAGAGUUGUAUAGGAAUAAUAGGAUGAAGGGAUUUUUAUGGUGUUCAUCUUCUUGUUAUGGCAAGCAGAACAUAUCAACUUUGAGGUCCAAAUUU